AUCAUUUGUCCGCCAUGAAGUAAACUAUUCAGAAGGGUAGACAGACGGAAGUAACGAAAAUGUCAGGAAAUGUUGGCAUGGAGCAGCUUAUUCCCAUUGUGAAUAAGCUGCAGGAUGCCUUUUCAUCUCUAGGAACACCAUUAUCUUUAGAUUUACCUCAAAUCGCCGUAGUAGGAAGUCAAAGUGCAGGAAAAAGUAGUGUACUAGAAAAUUUUGUAGGAAGAGAUUUUUUACCCAGAGGAAGUGGUAUAGUAACAAGACGACCUUUAGUUCUACAGUUAAUAAAUUCUAAAGCUGAAUAUGCAGAAUUUUUGCACCAGAAAAACAAAUAUUAUUCUGAUUUUGAUCAAGUUCGGAAGGAGAUUGAAAUGGAAACAGAUCGUGUUACUGGUGGAAACAAAGGCAUCUCCAAUAUACCUAUUAAUCUUAGGGUUUACUCCCCUAAUGUACUGAACUUGACCUUGAUAGAUUUACCAGGUAUGACAAAGGUAGCAGUCGGUAACCAGCCGGUAGAUAUUGAAAUUCAGAUCCGUUCAAUGGUGUUAGAAUUCAUAUCCAAAGACAGUUGCCUGAUUUUAGCUGUAUCCCCAGCUAACACAGAUUUAGCCAAUUCUGAUGCUCUGAAGAUAGCUAAAGAAGUUGAUCCACAAGGUAUCCGGACCAUUGGUGUUAUAACUAAGUUAGAUUUAAUGGACGAAGGAACAGAUGCAAGAGAUAUUUUAGAAAACAGAACUUUACCACUGAGGAGAGGUUAUAUUGGUGUGGUAAACAGAAGUCAGAAAGAUAUAGAAGGUAGAAAAGACAUCCGAGCUGCCUUAGCAGGAGAGAGGAAAUUUUUCCUUAGUCAUCCAGCAUAUAGACACAUGGCAGAUAGAAUGGGAACACCAUUUCUUCAAAGAGUCUUGAACCAGCAGUUGACCAAUCACAUUAAAGAUACCUUACCAGCGUUGAGGAAUAAAUUACAGUCUCAGCUAUUGGCUAUGGAAAAAGAUGUGGAAGAAUUUAAAAACUUCAGACCAGAUGACCCAUCCAGAAAAACUAAAGCUAUGAUGCAAAUGUGUACACAGUUUGGUGGAGAUUUUGAGAAAACUAUAGAAGGUUCUGGAGCAGAAAUAAGUACAUUAGAACUAAGUGGUGGAGCUAAAAUAAAUAGAAUUUUCCAUGAACGAUUCCCCUUUGAACUAGUCAAGAUCUACCAAAAUGAUUCUAUAUGUGAAAGGGAAAUACGACGGGAAAUAAUGUAUACAAUUAAAAGUGUACGAGGUGUUAGAACUGGAUUAUUCACACCAGAUAUGGCAUUUGAAGCUGUAGUGAAAAAACAAAUAGAAAAAUUAAAGGGGCCGUCAUUAAAGUGUGUAGAUAUGGUGAUUUCAGAGUUAACCAAUGUUGUUCAUAAAUGUUCUGAAAAGAUGAAUAGAUAUCCACGGUUACGAGAGGAAGUGGAAAGAAUUGUCAAUACAAGGAUUCGAGAGCAGGAACAAAGAGUAAAGGACCAAUUAUUGUUAUUAGUUGAUGUACAGCUAUCAUAUAUGAACACAAAUCAUGAAGAUUUUAUAGGAUUUGCAAAAGCACAGGACAAAUCAGAAAAUACUGCUAAAAGAAAAGUUGGCAAUCAGGGAUAUAAAGAAACUUUUAAAAAUCAAGUUAUCAGAAAAGGAUGGUUAACAUUACACAAUAUAAGUUUUAUGAAAGGAGGAUCAAAAGAAUUCUGGUUUGUUUUGACAACUGAAUCCCUGUCAUGGUUUAAAGACGAGGAGGAGAAAGACAAGAAGUACAUGUUAGGAUUAGAUAACCUUAAAGUACGGGACACUGGUGACUCAGGAAUUUUGAGCAGAAGAAAAGGUUUUGCCCUUUUCAAUAAUGAUAACAGAAACGUAUAUAAAGAUUAUAAACAAUUAGAAUUAUCUGGAGAAUCACAAGACGACAUUGACAGCUGGAAGGCAUCAUUUCUCAGGGCUGGAGUAUACCCUGACAGGUCACAGGAAGAAGGAAAUACUACUGCUAAGGAUGAUAUUGGUUCUAUGGAUCCACAACUUGAAAGACAGGUUGAGACUAUUAGAAAUUUAGUAGAUUCCUACAUGAAAAUAGUGAACAAAACUCAGAGAGAUCUGGUACCCAAAACCAUCAUGUUCCUAUGUGUUAACAAUGUACAAGAGUUUAUAGGAGCAGAAUUAAUGGCACAUCUAUACUCAACUGUUGAUCAGCAAUCAUUAAUGGAGGAAUCCCAAGAAGAGGCUCAGAGAAGAGAGGAGUUGUUGAGAAUGUAUCAUGCCACAAAGGAAGCUCUAGCAAUUAUUGGUGAUAUAAAUGUAACAACGAAUUCGACACCUACACCCCCUCCUGUAGAUAAUGACUGGUUACAUAUUGAUCAAACAACUAAUGGAGGCGGGUCAAGACCAUCAUCACCGAAACCAUCCAGGGGUGGACCACCACCACCAUUGCCAAACCGACCAGGUCCUGGUGGAUCAUCAAUGCCAUCUAGACCGGCACCAUCCAUUCCAAACAGACCAGCACCAACUGCACCGGGAGGUGGACCACCAAUACCUGCUUUCAACCAAAGUGGCCGAGCCUCCAUUUACCUAGCUCAGCAGGCAUCUAAAGGUGCUGCUCCCUAUGCUGGAGAAAUAGCCCACAGUGCUGCCCCCUAUGCUGCAGAUAUUGCAAGAAGUGCUGCACCAUAUGCUGCAGAUGCUGCAAGAAGUGCAGCACCACUCAUAGCGCAAGGAAUUGCACAAGGAACAAAAUCAUAUUUAUCAAAUCAGUAUGGAUCUCAACGAGGACGCCCAAGUUCUGCUGGCCCUCCAGGUGUUCCUAAAAUUCCAGAUAGACCAUCUAUACCAUCCAGACCAAACUUGUUAUAAUUAUUGGACUAAAUCUAGGUCGAAAUUCAUCGUAAAAUUGACAGUUAUAAGAAAGACAUGUGUUAAAGUCAAUGAUACAAGGCACCUGAUAAAAGGUGUCUGUACAAUGCCACACCGAUUUGUGACAGUCAGAAGGACAUGUUAACGUCUAUCGCUAUAGUUCAAACUUUUUUUAACAUAUACAUUGAUGAAUAUAUUUAUAGUUUAGUUGCAGGUCUAUGCUAUGAAAUGCCUAAAAAUGAAUGAAAGUAAAACCAGUAUUGAAAAAUGAAAAUAGUUCAGGAAGUUGUGUAUUGUCAUUAAAGAGAUAUAUGGAUGGAAAAUUAUUUAUUCAAAGUAUAUAAACAAUGUAAUCAUUACCAUGGCAACUAAUCAUUUUAUAGGUAAAAAUAUGUGAUAGAAAUGUUUUUGUAUUCAUUACUGAAUUCCAUGUUACUGAAAUGUUAGAUAUGCAAUUAUUUAAAAAAUAUUGUUCUUUUGCAUAAUACCUGAAAUUUAUCUAAGUCUUGAUUAUUCCUUAAUUUGUUCUCAUAAUAAAAAUGCUUGAAAUAGUUGCCACUGGACGUGAAGAAAAGGAGGAUUUAUCAAUCAGAAUUUCAAGGUGCAAGACAGCUUGUUUUUUCGUUUGAAUUUCACUUAAUUUUAUCUUUGACAUGCCAAUGUUUACACAAUUGGUGAAAUGGUAGAACUUUAUAUUAAAACAUUAGUCCAAAGUUUGACAAAAAAUGACAUCAAAAAUGCCAAAAUCGCCAGCAGUUUGAAGUGGUUGAUUAUCAUUGGGUUGAAUGGAAAGGAAAUCAGAUUUGAGGUUUAAUUGGGGUUGCCUUACAUAGAAUAUUAACCAAUGUGAGUUCAAGGAAAUAAUCAAUUCAUUUAAAUACUUGUGAGUUGUGUAACAUUUUGACUGAGAACCAUUUCAUGAUUAUGCAGAAGAAGAAUAUUUUGUAUAGGAUUUGUGUAAUGUUAUGUUGAUAGUGUUUGUUGUUAUGCUUUUGAUACUGUCUCUUUAUCCAUUCAUAUAUAAUAAUAGAUAUGUUACUGUAUACAUAUAUGUUAUAAUUGACUGUUGUCUUCACUAUUGACUGUCCUCACAAGUUCAACACUAAUGUAUACGAUACUGCUAUUAUUGAAUCGACUGUAUGCAUAUGUACCGCUAUUUACCAUCCUCCUAAAAAUUUUGACCUGAAUGGAUACUUUUAUUGAUGGGAUUUUGCAGGCUAGUGGUAGACCUCAUGUUUUCUAUCUACUCUUUUGAUACACGAGAUUCCAAUUUCUAUUUUAUGAAAUGAACUGCUCGUUUGACCUAGGGUCAUUUGGGAGAAAACUCGUUAUUGUGACUUUAAGAUAUUUGCUUUUUGACAUCAACUUUUCCGGGAAAAAUCACCAAUUGGAAGAUCAUGUAGUGUGAAUGCUGUGUAUACAGAUGAAAAGAACUAAAUUGACAGGUCUUUGUUGAGAAAUCCCUGAUGAUUGUGUCAAAUACUCAUACUUGUUUAAAAGGUAUAAAAUGUGUUGUCAGUUCAGGUAUCAACUUUCAUUCAUCUAGCAAAUCUUUUUUUUUUUUGUUGAAAAGUUUAAUAUACCUCAUUUUGCUUGGUCUAAGAUUCAUAUUGGCUUCAACUGAUGUGCCCAAUAACCUUUAACUUAAAUGCCCAAUCAUCACAAAUGCCAAAUUUGGAUACAAGUGACUACUGUGAAUUCAUUUAUUUUCGUGGAUACCAAUUUUUGCGGAUAAAUAAAAAAUUGCUUUUUUGUGGAUAUUUUAUUUCAUGGUUUUACACAAGUCUUCAUAAAAUUCCAUGGAAAAUUUGGGAUUUCAUAAACAUUCAAAUUCGACUAUAUCUACGAAGUCCACUGAAACUAGUAUCCAACGAAUAAUAAUGAAUCCACAUUCCACAGUAUACAUUAAAAGCAGCAUUUAUGAUUGUUAUUUGUAUGGCAACAUAACAUUACACAUGUAUAUUAUGUAUAGUAGUGUAUAUUUCUGUACAAAUAAUCAAGUUAUUUAUGUUAAAUAGUAAUGAUUUUAAGUUAUGAUCAUGAUGAUUCUAAUCUUGUAUAUAUCUCUUAAAAAUGUUUGAUAAGAAAUUUAUCAGAAUUCAACAAUUCUGUAAUACAUUUCAUUAGAAUUUAAAUUCAAAAUAUAUACACUUAUUUCUUCAAAUAUAAUUUCUUACAAUACAAGAAAUAUCAAGGGAGAUAUGUAUUUGGUUAUUGUUUGUUUGUAUUUUGGUAUCUGACUAGAAUACAGCUCCUUUAAUAAAGACAAACAGUCCAUAGAAACCUUUCAUAUUACAAAUCACAGACUUCAAAAGUAGGCAGACUUGAUAAACAACAAUACAACAUAUAGUGUUUAGACAUAUGUGAAGGUCUGUUUUGGUGAUUAUUUUAGAAAAAUCAUAUUCUUUUCUGUCAGUUCUUGACAAAAAUGUUAAUCAUGUGCAAAUGGUCAGCGAGAAGAAAUCUCCACAAUGUUGGAUUUUAUUUACAUGUAUAACCAUGUACAGUAUACAGCUUGGAACUAAUUAGAAUAAUUCACAAUUUCUCAAUGCGUACGUUUGCCAUUUAAAUAACAUUGAACUGCCAUUCCCUUGUUAAGAUCAUAAAAACUGCCAGUUUUUAAAUCGUUCAUUGGACUUAACUGGACUUUACUCUUUGUUGGAGUUCUUUUAAGUGCUUUCGGCACUACACAGUCACACUAGACAUAAAAGAUAUAGAUAGUACUUGGCCCUUCUUUGUUUAAUAUUGAGAUUCACAUGGAAAUGACAUAUACUAAAACCCAUAUAUGUUUGCAUAUUCAAUUUCAUCUAAUGUAGCUAAGGCAUCCAUUAAAAGUUAACCAAUUCAUUACAGUGAUUCCAGAAUGGCUAUUAAAUGAUCAAAAUAUUCAAAUUAAUGCAAUAAAUCUGUAGAAAAUGUACAUAGAUAUUACCUUUCUUGACUAUAGGGAUAUAUAUAUAAAAGACAUAUUUAUAUCACUCUUUUUAUGAAUGAGCAUGAUGAAUAACUGAAUUUUAAAUUUGCAGAUAAUCAGUAUAAUCAAGAUACAAAUGUACAGCAUUUUUUUUUAAAUUGACAAGAAUUACAAAUUCCAUUUUAUAGAAAAUUUACAGUUAAGAGUUGGGUUAGGGAUUUAUGUUUAUUUUACAGGUCAAACAAUUGAAUGCUGUACUUCUUUAAUGAUUUUAUGAGAUAUCUGUACAAGAUAGAAUUUGAAGAUUAGUCACACAAUUGUGCAAUGUUGUAAUAUAAAGAUGUAAAAACUUUGUGAUAUAUUAUGAAUGUCAUUGAUAUUAGAUUAAAAGAGAUGUAUAAAAAUUGA
Molecule: messenger RNA, 6183 nt
Organism: Mytilus californianus (California mussel)
Lineage: Eukaryota; Metazoa; Mollusca; Bivalvia; Mytilida; Mytilidae
Product: dynamin-1-like
Exons: 28
Coding region: 60-2861 (933 amino acids)
Biological process (GO): receptor-mediated endocytosis
Cellular component (GO): cytoplasm; microtubule; plasma membrane
Molecular function (GO): GTPase activity; GTP binding; microtubule binding
Source: RefSeq, a predicted model, not a curated record